AUGAGGGCAUUUCGCAGAUGCUCGAGGAUUUUGAUCCUCUGCUUGCUCUGUGUUUCUGUUUUUGUUCCUGUUUUUCUACUGUCGUACAGGCUCAAACAUAUUAAAUCCGAUGUAUCUGAAGACUUGGUUGAAGAUUUAUCGAUCAUAAAACACAGAACGGAUGCGCAAAUAUUAAACGCGAUACAGCAGGAAGGUGAAGGUUUAAAAGAACCUCCUCUGGUGGUGUACAAAGAAGAAACCCAUAAUUCUCCAGUUAAUCUUAGUUAUAGUGAGGAUACAACUUCUGGUGAAGUUAGGAAUGCUGCAAAUAAUGCGGACUUGUUGGAAAGUAGUGCAACUACACAUGAUACUAGUGAAAGUGGCCGGAAAAGACAUCAAGAAGAGUUGGCCGUAUCUGGGUCAAGGGAAAAGUCUCACAAAUACAAGACACAGCUUAAUGGGGUUGUACGGAGUAGGUCGGGAGCUUUGGAAGAAAAGUUGAAAGAGAUGAAAGACCAAGUGAUUAGGGCCAAAGCUUACUUAAAUUUCAGACCAUCAAAUAGCAGUUCUCAUAUUGUGAAAGGGUUAAAACUACGAGUGAAAGAGGUUGAACGAGCCAUGAGUCAAUCCUCCAAAAAUUCUCGUUUACCUAGGAGUUCUGUACAGAAGAUGAAAGCAAUGGAAGCUACCCUGUUAAAAGCAAGUCGUAUUUACCCUGAUUGUACUGCAAUGAUUAAGAAGCUUCGAGCCAUGACUCAUAAUGCGGAGGAGCAGGUUAGGUCACAGAGGAAUCAAGAAACUUUUCUUAGAAGGCUGGGUGGGAGAACCAUCUCGAAAGGCCUGCACUGCCUCUCUAUGAGAUUGACUGCAGAGUAUUUUUCCCUGGACUCUAAGGCAAGGGAGUUUCGUCACAAAAAUAAACUAAAAAAUCCUUAUCUCUAUCAUUUCGCCGUUUUCUCUGACAACAUAUUGGCGUGUUCAGUUGUUGUGAACUCAACUGUCUCAAAUGCCAGGGAGCCAGAAAGGUUGGUAUUUCAUGUGGUAACUGACUCCCUUAACCUUCCAGCAAUGUCGAUGUGGUUCUUACUAAACCCUCCUAGCAAAGCUACUGUUCAUGUGGAAAGCACGGACAGUUUUCACUGGCUAACCACAAAAUACAACAUGACUCUACUACAGAGGGAAGGUUCUAUUGAUCCUCGAUAUACUUCUGGGUUGAACCACCUCCGGUUUUAUUUGCCGGAUGUUUUCCCAAAUCUGAAUAAAAUUGUUCUUCUUGAUCAUGAUGUGGUGGUUAGAAAGGAUUUAACGAGGCUGUGGAGCAUUAGCAUGAGGGGCAGAGUAAAUGGUGCUGUGCAGACUUGUAGUGAAGGGGAACCUUCUUUCCGCCGCAUGGACAUGUUUGUCAAUUUCACAGACCCCUUAAUAGCAGAUAAAUACGAUGCCACCACAUGCACGUGGGCUUUUGGGAUGAACAUAUUUGAUCUUCGGGAAUGGAGACGGCGAAAUUUAACUGAGGUCUAUCUGAAGUACCUUCAUUUGGGCAAUAAGAGGCCAAUCUUGACCGAAGGAAGCUUGCCCAUUGGUUGGCUCACAUUCUACAAACACACGCUUGCUUUAGAAAACCAGUGGCAAGUCUUAGGGUUGGGGCACGACUCCAGUGUGAGGCAGAACAAUAUAGAUCGAGCAUUUGUUUUGCAUUUUGAUGGGAUUCAUAAACCAUGGUUAGAUAUUGGGUUCGAGAGAUACAAGCAGUACUGGAGAAAACAUGUCAAAUACGAUCAUCCAUACCUGCAACAAUGCAACGUUCAUGAGUAG
Messenger RNA from Striga hermonthica, 1794 nucleotides. Lineage: Eukaryota; Viridiplantae; Streptophyta; Magnoliopsida; Lamiales; Orobanchaceae. The record is from the annotation of a GenBank genome assembly.